AUGCAGCCGCUGUGGCUGUUCCUUUUGCCGUGCCUCUGCCAUGCAGCGGACCUGGACCUGCUCCCGGACUGGGAUCAUGCUCCGUUCUUGCAUGGCGUGGCAUCUGCUGAUCCUCUCAGUGACCGAGUUCUUAUAUGGACCCGUGUCAGCACUGGCUCAGACACAGAAGUUGUCUGGCGCCUCUGGCGUGAGGGGGAGCAGUCCUUUGACAGUCCUUUCAGGCAGGGGAUCGAGAUGGCCUCAGCUGGCUCGGACUUUGCCAUCACUGUGGACGUCUCAGGCUUAGACCCGAGCUCGGAGUACCUGUAUCAGUUCUCUGUCGCUGGAAACCGCUCCAUGCUGGGUCGGACGCGAACUGCAAGCAGCGGAUCCGAAGUGAACCUGGCCAUCGUCUCCUGCACCAGCCUCUGGAGUGGAUAUUUCAACUUCUACCGGCAACUUGCUUUCGAGGAGGUGGACGCCGUGGUGCAUCUGGGCGAUCUGGUCUACGAGAGGCCCGACCCGGACGAGUUGCUGCGGGUGCCGGACGUCCGCUGCGACGCAGUCGCCGGAUCCCGCCAGAACGAGACCGACCUGGUGAUGGAUGGCUUGCGAGAUGCCCUCUGCCACCCGUCCGACUUGGUGAGGUAUCGUGCCCUGCAGUCGGUGCACAUGUUCGAUCCCGACUUCCGACUGGCUCGAUCCAGACAUCCCUUCAUCGUGAUCUACGACAACCAUGACGUGAACUGGAAAGAUGCAAACAGCUCGCUGCGUGCCUUCCGAGAGUGGGUGCCCAUGAGGGGACGUGAUGAGGACCAUGCCCUCGAAGGGGGUUUUCGGCAUUUUCGCUUCGGGGAGGACGUGGUGGAUGUGUAUAUGCUCGAUACAGCCAUGGCAAGCACAGGGAGCCUCCUCGGCCUGGAGCAGGAGGAAUGGCUGAAGACGAAGCUUCAAGAUUCAUCCGGCACCUGGAGGCUUUUUGCAUCGCCAAAGACCUUCAUGCCGCUGGCCCUGAACAAGACAGGGGCCUCCCUCGCUGUGCCGGUGGCGUGUGUCGCGCUGCUUCUGCUGUUACAGCUCGCCUGCUGCAGGUUUCUCCCCAGACCUGCUUGUGUGAGCAAGGCUGAAAAUUCGGAUCGCGGAGACGUGCAACUCACGGGCCUUUGUGCCAAGAGGCAUGAGGUCACCCGGAGGAUUCUCCGCUGUUGCUCGCUGGGUGCCUGCUGUGCCUUGGGGCUCUGCAGCCUUUUGGGCACCGCGGCCUGCGCAUUCCUAGCUUUUAAGUUCGACAAGUCGCAUGGUCUAACCCCGCUCCAUGCACCGAAGACGACUUGGGAGGGACAGCCCGGAUCAAGGAACUUACUCUUCGAUCAGCUGCAGCAAAGUGGCAAGGCUUCCAACAACAUCUGGGCCGUGGGGGAUAUGCAUUUCUCAUACCUCGCCGACGUCUUCCGCUUCGACUAUCUCGGCAAAGACUUGUUCUCCUACAGCCCUCGAGCACCAGUAGAAAGGUACGGUGUGGAGUUUAUGCCAGGCUCUGGCAGUCGGGGCAACAUGGACGAGAAAGCAGGCGAGUUGCUGGGUCGCUUCUUCAAGCCUCCUUCCUAUUUGUCCCGCCUGGUCGGACGAGUGAUCGACUAUGUGCUGCUGCAUGCGAAUCCACAGUUCCGACAUUUCGAAGGCUCUGAACACGGCUAUGGGCUGUUGAAGAUAGCCCAGCAGGAGGUUCAAGCAAGCUGGGCACGCUUCGAUGUCCUCCGCGUCGCCAACGGGUUUACGCGGGUUUCCGGCAUGCAUGUGAAUGCCGGGGACAACAAGUGGCUCAGCUUGUGA
Messenger RNA from Symbiodinium sp. CCMP2456, 1812 nucleotides. Lineage: Eukaryota; Dinophyceae; Suessiales; Symbiodiniaceae. The record is from the annotation of a GenBank genome assembly.